This is a messenger RNA of Mesocricetus auratus (golden hamster), 2271 nucleotides long. It is a transcript of the gene Lrrc56, whose product is annotated as leucine rich repeat containing 56. Gene Ontology annotation, molecular function: protein binding. The record is from RefSeq and is a predicted model, not a curated record. Lineage: Eukaryota; Metazoa; Chordata; Mammalia; Rodentia; Cricetidae. Bases 225 to 1958 code for a protein of 577 amino acids. The transcript is spliced from 13 exons.
UAAGGCCCCGCCCCCGUUGCCAUGGCGCCAGGACCGCAACCCCACGCAGAGGAAAAAAUAAAAAAGUCCUCACUUGAGAGAGCGACCACCGCGGUGGAGGGGUCCAGGGCUGGGCCCCAGGACUCGGGCAUACUGGCCCACCCCUCAGGUGUUACAUGUAGACACAUGUGCCCCCCUUGCCCGGAUGUUUGACCUACAGCAGGAGCCAGCUACCUGCAGGUUGGAUGUGGAUGGACCCAGCCUGGGAUGGAUCCCAGGGGCCUCGACCAGGCACAGCUAGUAUCCGGGUACGGGAGUUGAGCUGGCAGGGCCUAAACAACCCCUGCCCACAAAACAAGAGACUGGGCAGCCUUGGGGAUAUCCACAGGGAGCGGCGGGUGGAGGAGCACCUUUCCCCUGCUCGGCUGCAGGCCCUGGCCCAGAUAGAUGACCUUCAACUGGUGAGGGUGCUGGAGAUGUGUGUGGACACCCGUAAGAACAGCCUGGGGAACUUCGGAGUGCACCUCCCUAACCUGAUCCAUCUGAAGCUGAACCACAGCUGUCUGGGAUCCCUCAGAGACCUGGGCACUUCUCUGGGCCACCUGCAGGUGCUGUGGCUGGCUCGCUGUGGCCUGACUGACUUGGAUGGAAUUGGCUCCUUCUUGGCACUGAAGGAACUUUAUGUCUCCUACAACAACAUCUCAGACCUGAGCCCACUGUGCCUGCUGGAGCAGCUGGAGGUGCUGGACCUUGAGGGCAACGAUGUGGAAGACCUGGGGCAGAUGCGGUACCUGCAACUGUGCCCAAGGUUGGCCACGCUCACGCUGGAGGGGAAUCUGGUGUGCUUGAAGCCAGACCCUGGUCCUUCCAACAAGGCACCCCAGGACUACAACUAUAGGGCAGAGGUAAAGAAGCUUAUCCCCCAGCUCCACAUCCUAGAUGAGGUUCCCACCACAUGCACCAACCUGCCUGCUCCCCAGAAACUGAACCAGGACUGGCUGAUGGUGAAGGAGGCCAUCAAGGAAGGCAGCGUGCUUGACAUUCUCCUCCCUCGGCUGGAUUGUUCCCAUGGAACCACCAUACAGAAACUUGACCCAACCUUGCCUGUGCCUAAGACACAACCAUGGGCUCUGUCCUUGCUGGUUCCUGAGGGCCCCUUGCCUGAAGGUCUGCUUUCUGAGAACCCAGCCACAGAAGACCAUGCCAGCAAGCUCACCCACGGUGCUGGUCAUGUUCUCUGUGGGAACCCCACCAAAGGCCUGCGGGAACGUAGAUACCAGUACCAGGAAUGGGCACCCCUGGAGAAGCUGCCCCCACAUAGGCCAGAUCUGGCCACCAGUCCCUCCACCCCAAGGCCUGAUCCUGCAGAAAGCUGUGACCUGGAUAUGCCUGGGCUUUGGGCCUGGAGGGAGCCUGACCUGCGGAUGCCAAAGGAGCCACAGGCCAGUGACCCAUCCAGACAUGGUUGCAGCUCUGCCUUCUCCCACCUCGAUCCCCUCCUCCACAGGCAGCUGGAGUUCCAGCACGAAAGGCUCGCUCAGGCUCCAGCUCAGAACCCACAGAAGGUUCCUGAAGAACAGGAAGACCAGACUGGACCCAAGACUUCCCUAACUCCCCCACGCCUGGCCUCAGAACUUUCCAGGACAUCAGGCUUUCACCUGAUCCCUUCUCCCCCAAAGUACCCAAUGCCACCUGAGUCAGGCAGCGGCUCCUCAGGGAGAUCUGCAGAUCUGCCCUUCAGAGGGCGCAGGCUUAGAGUCCUGGGUAGCUUGGGGCCUAGCCUGGGUGAGGGGUCUGGCCUGGGUGAGAGAUUGGCUGCAGUGACUGCCCUGAGAGCCCUGGAGGUAUCCUCAGGUCCCAGCCAUCGAGUUCAUGGAUGUCCAGACCCAAAGCCAGCACUAGGUCCAGCAGCUUGCCCUCCAGGCCUCCACUGCCUCCAUCACCUGAACCCUAUCCCUCCAGCCCACUCACUCCCUUAGUGUAACCCUCCCUCGUUGAGAUCUCUUGGCCUGGAUGGGGCCAAGGCUUAAGUGACUAGAGCUGGAGCUGCGCUCUGCCCCAGGACUCUGGGUCACCUAUGUGGCCCAAGUUCUAAGCCUGCUUAUCGUAGGCCUUAAAAGGGCAUAGCCAUCCUGGGUGGCUUUGCAGGUUUCCCUGUGUGUGGUAGUUCCUUUCUCUUGGACACCAUAUACCCUCUGUAAAAGCCAAGUGAAUCAAUUUCGACUCUCAGGUAUGCAGAAAUGUGCUUUACUUUGUAAGCAACGGUUGGUUCAAUAAAUUAUGCAGCUGGCA